Messenger RNA from Closterium sp. Yama58-4, 2775 nucleotides. The record is from the annotation of a GenBank genome assembly. NCBI's taxonomy places the organism in Eukaryota, Viridiplantae, Streptophyta, Zygnematophyceae, Desmidiales, Closteriaceae.
AUGACCGUCCAUCAUGCGACGGCGCUACUCGUAGCGGCCAUAACUGUUCUUCUCCUUUUCCCUGCCGCAGCAUUGCCAGCGGCAGCGGACGCGUCCGUAAUUCGCUCUUCCCGCCGCGUUACCCAGCCUCUCGGUCUGCUCCCUUUUCCGCAGUCGCGGUUUCGUGGCGGAGCAACCACCGACGGUGCCGCGCAGCAGGAACGGUCGCUGGUUGAGCAGGCUGGCAACGCAGGCCAAGCACCCACCAAGAGCGGAGGCAGCGGAGCGACACACCACGGGCCCGCCAGCGGCGCAGGCGGUGUCGCCCGAAAACCCACUAAAGCCCGCGGCGUUGGCGGCGCAGGCGCCGGCCAAGCACCCUCUGUCGCUGGCACAGAUGGCGCAAGCAGCGGCCAAGGACCUGGGCCCGCCGGCAGCGCAGGCGGCGGAGGCGCCACCAAGGACCCCCCUGCGCUGGCGCAUGCGUCACCCACGGACCCUCUGACGCCACCGGCGACGGCGACGGCGACGGCGACGGCGACGGCGACGUCGACGGCGCAGGUGCUGGCGAAGGACGCCCCAACGCUGGCGGUGGAGGCAGUGCAGGUGCAGGCGAGACGAACCAAGGGCCCACCGGCGCAGGCGCAUGUCACACCGACGGUCCAGGCGCCGCCAAUAAAGGCCCCACCGAUGCCGACCAACCUAGUGCCCCACGUGGCGCGGCCCCAUCAUGGCGGAUAUCGCGGGGAAGUCACGUCGGGGGUGCGCAUGCGGGACUUGGUGGUGUGGCGGGCCGCUAAGUUCCAGCAGAAGCUGCGAGAGGCCCGGGCGCACACGGCGGCCGGCAAGGCCGCGGCUGUCGUCGCGCGUUCGCGCGCUUCGGCGCUGAAGGAUGCGACAAACGUGAAGGCUCCAAGUUGGACCGGCCUGGCGCGCAGCUGCGUGGAACAGAUGGCGUUGGCGUCGGAGAGCAUGGAGUCGGCGGCGGGGAUGAUGGCGAGCGGCGGCGAGGACGUGAACCUGCCGCGCAUCCUCCUCUCCAGCGCCACAACGCUCGCGCUCGACUGCGCCGAGGGCUUCGACCUCUUCGCGCCGGGCAGCUCGCGCGACCCGCGCGUCCACGCCCUGCAGAGAGCAGCGAUGGACGCGCGCGCGCAGGUGAUGGAGGCGCUGGGGCGAGCAGCGGAUAUGGCCGCCAUGAUCGCAGCACACGACGACACUGCUGCCCCCGCCGUGCCUUCGCCCUCGCCCACUCGCCGCCGCCUCCUGCAAGCCGCCGAGCUUCAAACCAGCGCUGAUGCAGACCCCACCGUCACGGGUGCAGGCACUGCCACUGCCAUCACGCUGGCCGACCCUCACAUCUCCAUCCCCGACACCAGCACACCCGGCACUGGGAAAGCCGCCGCUCACAUACACAACUCCACCGAGCCUGCCCUCCACCUCCUUCCGCAAGCCGCCACCACGGGCAAGCAGGGGCAAUGCCAUCCCACUGGCGAGGGUCGACCCCCACAACGUCAACCCAAGAACCCGCCCUUCUGGCAAUUCUGGAAUCACCCCUGGCACCGGCAGCACCCCCGCCACGCCGCCGCUGCUGGUGCCGGCAAGGCCACCGAUCCGCACUGCAGGGCACCGCCGCCUCCUUCCCCUCCUUCACCUCCCUCCCCUCCGCCUGCCCCUCCUUCCCCUCCUCCUUCACCCCCUCCUCCUUCCCCUCCCCCUCCUUCCCCUCCUCCUCCUUCCCCUCCGCCUCCCCCUCCUUCCCCUCCUCCUCCUUCCCCUCCUCCCCCUUCCCCUCCCCCUCCCUCCCCUCCUCCCUCCCCUCCUCCCUCCCCUCCUCCCUCCCCUACUCCGCCCCCAUCUCCGCCACCCCCCCCACCGCCCCCUCCGCGCAUCACCCCAACGGUCACCGUGGCACAGGAUGGUUCCGGGAACUUCCUCACCGUGCAGGAGGCGAUCAGGGCGUACCCGGUGGGGUUCACGGGGCGCUACGUGGUGUUCAUCCAGCCGGGCUUCUAUCACGAGAAGGUGGCCAUCAACUCUACCUGCAAGAACGUCACGCUGCUGGGGCUCGCUGCCUCUUCCACUGUCAUCUCCUGGAACGACAACGUCGCUGCCGGCACCGGCACCUUCCAGUCCGCCACUGUUGCUGUGGACGGGACUGGCUUUGUAGCCAUCGGCAUUCGCUUCGAAAACACAGCAGGGAAGGCUGGGAACCAGGCAGUGGCGUUCAGACAAACGGGCGACAACGCAGCCUUCUAUGAGUGCGAGUUCAUCGGGUGGCAGGACACACUCUAUGCGCAUGUUGGGCGGCAGUACUACCGCAACUGCUACUUCAACGGGUCGGUGGAUUUCAUCUUUGGCAACGGUGCCACCGUGCUGGACAACUGCGUGAUCCAUCUCCGCCCAUACUCGGGUGGGGUGGUCACGGCGUCGGGGCGAACCAACUACACGGAGAACACGGGCAUUGUCAUCCUCAACUCUGUUAUCCAGGGGGACCCUGUAAACAAGACUUUCCUCGGCCGACCCUGGAAGCCCUACGCGAGAGUGGCUGUCAUCAACACCACGAUCAGUAAUGUGCUGAAUACAACUGGCUGGCUGGACUGGAUAGGUACAGUGUACAGCACUUCCACGUUCAUUGAGUACGGCAACAGUGGGCCAGGGUCUGUGGGGCCGCGCAUAGCGUGGGCUCUACCGGGCAUUGUGAGUGACCCUGCGGAGGUCGCUAUGUAUUAUCCCAACAACUUCCUAGCUCCAUUCUCCACCAUCGCCAACCUCAUUCCCUUUUCCUGGCUCUGA